AUGUUCUCCCGUCUUUUUCUACUCGGAUUUUUGUCCACAGCAGCCAAUCUUAUCUCAGUAAAUGCCUACACCGGUAGAGGCAAGCAUCUUCCUAGUUCUAUGCAACUUCCAUUAUCAGUGGCUUACAUACAUUCUCGUGAUUUAGCAACUUGGGACUCCCUUGGAACAACUCCUUGCCCAGUUCAAUGCCCGACCACUGAUUACCGCGUUGCUCUACCCGUCGACAUGUUCCCCAAUGGAGAGAACUGUUGCUCUACAGUACAUGUCAGCUACCAAGGGACAAACAUAGACGUGACAUUUACCGAUCUUUUCCUUGCCGGAGAGGGAUCAUUUAAUAUCAGCCUCAGUCACCAGGCAUUUGCAGAGCUGGCGCCGCUGGAGCUUGGUCAAAUUUCCCCUGUUGUGUGGAACAUCUAG
Molecule: messenger RNA, 417 nt
Organism: Psilocybe cubensis
Lineage: Eukaryota; Fungi; Basidiomycota; Agaricomycetes; Agaricales; Agrocybaceae
Exons: 2
Coding region: 1-417 (138 amino acids)
Source: RefSeq, a predicted model, not a curated record